CCGCCGCUAGAGUCUGUAGUUGAGUUGUCAUUACAUCCCUCAGCAUCCUUUCACCUUACUCUCUUCCAGCGGUCACUGCUUGUGUAAAGCUUGAAUUUUAGUAUGAUUUCAGGAUAUGAUUUUUGCAUACUUUAAUUGCACAGCCCACAUUUACUCAGCUUCAGCAGAUUACCUUGAAAGUGUGUGGUCCUCUCAUUUGGACUGUGGGUUCCCAUGGGCAGUGUGCUGGCCUUGUCAACCCGCCCAGGGCGCCAAAACUCCCCUUUUCCACAAGAUAGACCCUUGUCACGGUGGGAUAGGAGAGAUGGACGCCUGCCUAACCCAGGGAGCUUUGAUGGUCUGCACCGCAACUGUAAAGAUGUAUUUCCACAGCAGAUUGAAGGUGUAAAACUGGUGAUAAAUAAGACCCUCAGCAGUUUUUUCAAGGUCAGUCACACAUUUCAUCUCAGUGCUGUUGCUCCGUCCAGUUAUCGAUUUCAUGCUGAACACCUACAAUCAGACACUGACAGCAAAGAAACGGGCUCACCCAUGCUUAUUGGGGAAAUGGACUCCUCCGGCAGCUUAAACGCACACUCUUUGUUCCAUCUGAGUGAGAAAAUAAGAGCUAAAGCAGUAUUUCAGACUCAACAGGCACAGUUUGUCACAUGGCAGUUCGAGACGGAGUAUAGAGGUAGUGACUUCACAGCAGCGGUUACUAUGGCCAACCCUGACAUUCUGAGGGAAUCAGUUAUCAUGGUUGCACACUUUCUUCAAAGCGUAUCCCCGCAGCUGGUUCUGGGGGGAGAGCUGGUGUACCAUCGUGGUCGAGCUGAAGAAGGGGGCAUUCUUACCCUGGCAGGCCAAUACUCAGGGCCAAACUGGGUUGCAACCUUGAAUGCUGGUAAAGGAGGUGCACAUGCCAGCUACUACCACAGGGCCAACAAACAGAUUCAGGUGGGAGUGGAGUUUGAGGCGAGCACUAGGACCCAGGAAACAACCUUUUCUUUUGGUUACCAGAUGGAACUUCCUGAAGCUAAAAUGGUCUUCAGAGGAAUGUUGGACAGCCGCUGUAUCAUUGGUGGGGUUCUGGAAAAGCGGCUUUACCCUCUUCCCGCCACAUUGAUCAUGGGUGCCUUUGUUAACCACAGAGCAGACAAGUUACAGAUCGGUCUUGGAGUCAAUGUUGGUUAGAUAUGAAAGCCAACUCAAAAGACUGGGGACUUCAGAAAAUCUCCUUCACGUCGCCCAAAGACACUGGUCCACCACAGGCUACGGACAGAACAGGCAAGCUAACCAAAGCCCUGUUUGCCAUACUGGACAGUUAUGCAGUUCAUGGCAAGUAGGAAUGAGGGCUGAACAAGACCAGGAACAUGCCCUCUAUGUUGGUUCCAUCCUGUAUCAAGGAUUUUGCUGUUUUGGUCUUACAUUGGCCCCUAAGUAACCUGAGGUAAAUAUUCAACGAUUAUCUUAUUAAGAACAACUUUUCCAAAUGUUGGAGGAGACUAUACAAAUUAAUAUGUAGUAACGUCACAAAAUUUCCUGUGACUUCUCUAUUAAAGAUCUAUUUUUGGUAGCAAACUCCAAAUAUAGUUCACUCCCAAAUCAAUGUCAAACCAAACAUAGUAAUGAUCAAAGAGGCACACAACUUAACAUGUAUCAUCCACUCAUUUGUCUUUCUUUCAAACAAAACACCCUUAUCUCUCCUUGAUAAGCUAAACUUGAAGACUCUUUUUGAGGGUCGGACUGUGUUAUAAUGAAAGGAAACGUACUGACAGCGUGAACGGUACAAGGAUGCAUUAACAGUAGUGCACAUACUUUUGAAGCAAAACAGGCACUGGCUCAAAGGAAUGCAGGUCAGGUCUGCAUUAGAUCGCCCACGUUCAUACUGCAAAGUUUCAGGAGUGAGAACCACAUGUAAAUGUCUUAAAAUGACUUAAAACCUGUUCACAUCAAGGACUGUAACUGGAUUUAAUAAAGUGGGCAGUUGCGGGUUGGCCUAUAUUUUGGCCUUAUUUCUAUUGUUGAGCGCACCUAUGGAGAGAGACAGAAUUGCAUCAUAAUGUGUGAAUAAGCAAGGCUCUUUACCUGUGAUUUUCUUGCACAGAAAAGAGGCACAUCUCUGAUGCACGUUUCAAUAUGUUACUAACAACUAUUCAGUUUAUUUCCGUACACACAGCAUGUCAUUUUGGUAAAUGCAGUUGUCAUUAUACCUUAAUUUUUAUAUGUUAAAUUCAUUUAUAAAUGCAGUAGUCAUUCCCAUAAAUUACUAAACUGUUUACACAAAACAGGAUUAAGCACUAAUAGGGGAAGUGACAAAGGAAUUUAGCUGCAGUGUGAAUGCUGGCUGUGUGAUUAAUAAGACUGUUUAGGGUGAUUUGUCUACAUCUGGAACUUUUAUGUACAGAGGUUGAUUUUUAUUAAAACUGACAGAUUUCAACUUUUUAAUUUUUGUUAUAUGAAUGACACAUUUACCAUGUCCUCAUCAUUUAUUUUUGCUAUUUUUCAAAUGCCACGACUUUAGCCCAUGGUCAGAAGUAUUGUAGACACUUUUGGCUUCAGAGUUCAAAUCUUGAUAUCAUUAUAAAAAAAAUCUGCUGUAAAUAAAGCAGUGAGCAAAUGAA
This is a messenger RNA of Labeo rohita (rohu), 2600 nucleotides long. RefSeq lists its product as uncharacterized. The coding region runs from base 214 to 1170 and encodes 318 amino acids. Gene Ontology annotation, biological process: protein import into mitochondrial matrix. Gene Ontology annotation, molecular function: transmembrane protein transporter activity. NCBI's taxonomy places the organism in Eukaryota, Metazoa, Chordata, Actinopteri, Cypriniformes, Cyprinidae. The transcript has 10 exons. The record is from RefSeq and is a predicted model, not a curated record. Gene Ontology annotation, cellular component: mitochondrial outer membrane; mitochondrial outer membrane translocase complex.